Molecule: messenger RNA, 1408 nt
Organism: Panicum virgatum (switchgrass)
Lineage: Eukaryota; Viridiplantae; Streptophyta; Magnoliopsida; Poales; Poaceae
Product: protein NETWORKED 3A-like
Exons: 3
Coding region: 323-1147 (274 amino acids)
Molecular function (GO): actin binding
Source: RefSeq, a predicted model, not a curated record
GCCAUCGCCGUCGCGGACUCGUGGAGCGCCCGGAUUUGAAAAUCUCGCGAGGCGCCCGCCGCUUGUCCGCUUCCUCAGCUUCGCCGUCCUAAAAGCCGCGGAGAGAGCGAGCGAGAGACACAGAGAGAGCCCAGCCGCAACGGGAAACCUUCUCUUCGCCUCGGGGCGGAGCGGCCGCGGCCACACGAACGCGACGCAGGUGCCGUGCGGUUCCAAACCCCCCCUCUCUCUCCCAGAAACUUCUCGAUUUGGUUGAUGAUUCUUCCAUCCCGCCGCGGCGUGGUUCACGGGGGCCGACGUGCGAGGUAAGUCAGAAGACAAGAUGAUGCACAAGGAGUUGCCACAGGUAUGGUGGUUUGGCAGCCGCAACCUAGCAAGGCCAUCUCCAUGGCUGAACAACACACUUUCAGAGCUGGAUGACAAGACCAUGCAAAUGCUGAAGCUAAUCGACCAAGACGCGGACUCGUUUGCACAGCGCGCUGAAAUGUACUACAAGAAGCGGCCCGUGCUAGUGGACAUGCUCGGCGACCUGUACCGCACGCACCGCUCGCUGGCAGAGCAGUAUGACCUGCUGAAACAUGGCAGCGGCACACGCCAAACAGUGUUUGGCCUUUCUUCCUGCACGCAGAGCCGGUCUCAGGCGUCGUCCACGAACGGCAAGACGACGCCUCGCUCCUCUUGCUCUGUCUCCAUCUAUGACUCGGAGUCUGAGGUCGAUGACCCCGAGCAAGAAGAAGAAGAACACGAGGGAGCGCAGGUAGAGCUGAUGCGUGCGGAGGCCAUCAAGAUGGAGUCGGCCUCGCAGGAACAGCAGCGGCAGAAAGAGCAGGUCGAGCUAAUGCGCGCGGAGAUCGAGAAGCUGAAGGAGCAGAAUGCGGCGCUGCAGAAGGCGGAGGAGGAGAACGCGGCGCUGAAGGCGGAGCUCGCGGGGAAGGACGAGGAGAAGAGGGAGGUCAUCAGGCAGCUCGCGUCGUCCCUGGACAUGAUGAGGGAUGAGAACCUCACGCUGCGUGAGCACAUCAGGGGAUCGAAGCAUUCGUCCGCGUCCACCCGUGCGUUUGAUCUCAAGAAGGUGGCCAAGGAUCUCUUCUCUGCGAGGCUAUUCACCGCGCACUGCAAGCCGACGGGCCCCAUCGUCGCGCUCUGAAGAGAGUCCGGCGCAGCAGGAUGAAGGAAAGAGAAAACAGCAUGAAUCUGAUGAUACAUUUGUUGUAGAUCAUGUGCAUAUUGAGGAUGGUGUACUAGCCUGUCCGUUUCUGUUCAUGUUCAGGUUUAGCAACUAGAGAGGAUUCGUUUUAACCAGUGCUUCGGCACCUGUAUUUACAUCUGUGGUGGUAGUUAAGUACAGUUGUUUGUUCACCCAUACAAUGGCGUUAACUAUAGCUAAAUAUUCUCGUAAGUUACUCCU